Symbiodinium pilosum is the source of this 1224-nucleotide messenger RNA. The record is from the annotation of a GenBank genome assembly. NCBI's taxonomy places the organism in Eukaryota, Dinophyceae, Suessiales, Symbiodiniaceae.
CGAAGGAAAGCCAUGGCGGACUUGGAGCAGCGGCUUCAAGAUGCCCUGGAGCUGGUUCAGGUGCGGGAACUGCAGAUCCAGGGUCUCCAAGCAGAGGUUGCGUGGCUGCGGCGCCAGCUGGGGCAGAAUCCCGCCUCCAGCAGUGGAGCACUAUCCCAGGGAGCAGCACUGCAGCCGAAGCGGGCCAGGAUUUCCCCUUCAGCACUUGCAGCAGCCGCGCCUGUGCCCGAGAGAGAACACCUGGCAUUUUGGGAGCUCUUGCUCGCCAAGGAGCCUGCCUUGGUAGUAUUCCUGGGGCUUCUUUCCACUCCAUGCUUCACAAAGCUGGAAAGUCUGUGUAGGAAGAGCCGGGCAGCGCUGAAGAGACACUGGCCGUUAACGCUUGACUUGUCAGAGAUCGGGGUCGAGGGGAGCAAGUGCUGGUUCCCUUCGGACAACGCCUCAAGCUUCAACAGUUUGCUUGCUCAGCCCAAGUGGAGGCACUCGCAAGUGCUCCGCUUCCCUGCCUCGUGGUACAAUAAGGAGCGGUCCAAGUACGGCAGAAAACAUAUCCUGACCGAGGAGACCAUGAAAGCUGUCAGCCGCAACCUGCCAGAUCUCCAAGAGGUCGACCUACUCCCAUACACUGGCACUGAGUGGACAGGCGUGAAUUCACGCAUCGAACAGUUCCGCAACGAAUUUUCUCGCAUCCGAAACCUUCAGGCCUUGAAGAUGGAGCUGUGGGACAUGCGGCCCAUGAUGAUUUUCAACAGGCUUCCAAAUCUUCGGGUGUUGCAUCUCAGGAUGCCACGGUUUAACAUAGACUUCGAUGGCAGGGGACAGCCGUUUUGGGCGCUGAAGCAACUGCACUCCUUGGAAGAGCUUCGUUUAAUCAAGAGUAGCAGCAAAGUCACCCCCUUUGAUGUCACGAAUGUCUCGCAAAACCAUAUGACUGAAUUGCAGAACAUGCUUCUUCAAUGCCCUUCUCUCCGCGACGUAGACAUCACGGCUUGCAUUGGCUGGCCUCAGCAGAUUCUCCAGUCCUUCGCGGCGCACCCGAAAUUGGAGACGCUGGCUUUCUUUGCUCGUUCAGGAAUGCAUCUAGCUGAAGGACUUGCCCAGCUGAAUUCUUCGAACUCACUGAAGCAUGUCGUCAUUGUGCAGCGGAGAGAUCCGGCACUGCCAACUUUACCUGUGCUCCGUCCCGGGAUCACAUUGGUGGUCAAAGACGUGGAUGGCUGUUGA